This is a messenger RNA of Alosa sapidissima (American shad), 948 nucleotides long. RefSeq lists its product as uncharacterized. Lineage: Eukaryota; Metazoa; Chordata; Actinopteri; Clupeiformes; Clupeidae. The record is from RefSeq and is a predicted model, not a curated record. The transcript has 2 exons. The coding region runs from base 121 to 789 and encodes 222 amino acids.
GAGAGCAGUUACCAUGUCAUUAAUUCCGUACAAGACAGCAGAGGUAACACACUGCAUUUCAUAACACACUGAGAUGGCAACCUGUUGAAUUCCUCCUCCCCUCAGAAAAGCUGUUCGGCCAUGGAAAUUGUGGACUUGCGGCUGUGGAAUACAUUCCUAUUUGUUCUUUGUUACUUUGAAUGCAGAGCUGAGGACUCUGUUGAUCAGCUAGCAGGAUUCCUCACUGCUUCUGAGGGAGAUUCAGUAACUCUGCCCUGUACUUACACCAGCUCCAGCACAGGACUACUGUAUCUGUUCUGGUACCAGCAGAAACCUAAUGGAUUCCCUGCAUACAUGCUGAGACGGUUCUCAGAAAUGGGCGAUAAUGAUGAAGGUUUUAAGAAGAGAUUUGAGGCCAAUCUCACCUCAAACUCAGUUCCUCUGACCAUCCAGAAUCUGCAAGUGUCUGACUCUGCUGUGUACUACUGUGCUCUGAGGCCCACAGUGGCAGAUGCACACUCAACACUCAUACAAAAACACCAGCUCGCUAGUCACACAGAGAAUAUACUAUAUAUUAUUACUAUAAUAUGUUUUACAAAGGUGAUUUGUCAACAGAUAGGCAAACUCCCACAUAAAUUGAUUAUUAAAAUGGCUAAAACUAUAAACCAGUCAUUUGAGAAAAAAGAAGCCUUUCAUUUAGAACUGAUUCUUUAUGAAAUAUUACGACAUGUAGAUCACAGGGAACUCACAGAACACAAUCAAAUAACAGAGAUCAGUUAUGUAAUGAUAAGUACUCUGAUUGGCGAGUAAAGUUGCUGAGAUAAUUGCUUCAAAAGGAGCCACAAAAAAAAAAGAAAAAAGGUACACUCAGUACACUCUGCUGUAUACCAAGAUAAUAAUGCAGUUAAGAUACAUUUUAUUUCCUUAAACAGCAUUAUGUGUAAUCAUUAGUAGAAUUAUUUCACUGUU